Molecule: messenger RNA, 2520 nt
Organism: Microthlaspi erraticum
Lineage: Eukaryota; Viridiplantae; Streptophyta; Magnoliopsida; Brassicales; Brassicaceae
Source: the annotation of a GenBank genome assembly
AUGGCAACUGAGAAUCCUAUUAGGAUGUCCGGGAGCAAUGAAAGAUGGUCUAGUUCUAGGCCAGCCUCUGUUCCUAACCGGAGUGGAAGUGCGCCACCGAGCAUGGAAGGGUCUUUCUUAGCCGUUGAUAAUCUAUUGUCACGACAGGGCAGCGGCAGUUGUCAAGAGCCUGUGACUGCUCAUCCUACUUUUUAUUCGUCUAAACACAGCCUCAACCGCAUACCUUCUCCACCGGUUUAUUACCCUGCUGAGUAUCAGCUGAUAGACAAUCGUGUAGGUAGAUUUAGAAGUAACCGGGGAUUGAACAAAGCUAAUUCUCCCAUUCAUUUGUCCCAAGCUACACUUCCUACUCAUAAGGAAGUGUCUGAGGAUGAAAUCUCUCAGCAGCAACCUGUUGAUAGUGUUACAGAUAGGACAACUGGUUUGGCAGAUUUCAGGCAGGAUGAUAGUUCUUCUGGGCAGACCCCUCAACAUAGUCGGUCCAACUCUUCAAAUGGUGAGAUGAACACAGCGGAUGAGAGUGGUAACUUCUCGGAGAUAUCAGAUGAUGUCAUGGCUAAUGAUAAUGCUGCUUCAGUGAUUAAGGCUUCCAUUGGCAUUGAGACAAGUCCAGAUGAGUCGACUCUCAUCACCAAAAUGAAGAAUACUAACAUAUCCGGGUCUGGAACGGUUAUAUACCCUCGAGAACCAAGGUAUGCAAGGCCAGAAAGGCAGCUGCAUCAUCAGCAGCAAAACAAUGUAACCUGGGUGGUUCAAGGUGGCGGCAAAAUGGCUUCUAACAAUGCAGUUACCGGAGCCGGACAGUUUCAGUAUGGUCAGCCUGUGCUUCAGUCUUCAGGCUUUACGCCUCCUCAGGUUUACGCUGCUAACCAAACGGCUUAUGUGACUUCACCAGCUCAUGUCUAUAACAUGCAGUCUCCUCCUGUUUACUCUCCUCAAUAUGGUUAUGGACCGUACACUAACAUGAUCCCACAGUUUAUGCCUGGAUUCCACCACCCUUCUCAUGGUUCCGCUCCGGUUAUUGUCGGUCCAAAUUUCACUCCUCAGUUACCAGGGCCAAGUGCUGGAAGUGUAGUCCACGGAGGUGAAAUGCAGUAUGCAGAGAAGAUCUAUGUUCAACCGGGUCAGCCUUCUUUCCCAGAUCCUAGGUUUAUGAUGCAGUACAGUCAACAGCCAUUCGGGCAGAUGGAUCCGACGGCUCCUAGAGGGAACCAUAAGGGUCCCCCUGAGUCUCAGAAAGAUGAGCCAAAGUUCAUUCGGCAGAUAAGGGGGCCGAGUAAUCCUAAUGUUGGUAGAAUGGGAAUGAUGGGUCCUAAUUAUUAUGGAAUGCAGCCAAAUAUGGGCGUUAUGGUGCAGUUUCUGCCUGCACAGCUUGGCGCUCCUGUUUCACCAAGCGCUGUUCCUUAUGUAGAGGGAUAUCCUCCUGGAUGGCAGCCACAGGGAAGCUUGGAAGGUGCUAAUGGACCACGUUUGUGCAAUUUUCUUGAAGAGCUGAAAUCUGGGAAAGGCAGGAGGUUUGAUUUAUCUGACAUCACAGGACACAUUGUUGAAUUCAGUGCGGAUCAACAUGGGAGCAGAUUCAUUCAGCAAAAGCUUGAGCACUGUAAUCCAGAAGAGAAAGCUGCCGUCUUUAGGGAGGUUCUUCCUCAUGCUUGCAAACUAAUGACAGAUGUGUUUGGCAAUUAUGUCAUUCAGAAGUUUUUCGAGUAUGGAACCCCAACACAGAGAAAGGAACUUGCGGAUCAGCUCAUGGGACAGAUAGUACCACUUAGUCUCCAGAUGUAUGGUUGUCGUGUGAUACAAAAGGCUAUUGAUGUCGUAGAACCUGAUCAGAGAGUUCGUUUAGCUCGUGAACUUGACGGGCAGGUCAUGAGAUGUGUUCGAGACCAAAACGGAAACCAUGUGAUCCAGAAAUGCAUUGAGAGUAUCCCCGCAGACAGAGUUGAGUUCAUGUUAUCUGCAUUCCGUGGUCAAGUUUCCUCGCUCUCUAUGCAUCCUUAUGGUUGCCGUGUCAUUCAGAGGCUUUUGGAGCGUUGCUCAAGUGUGCAUCAGUGUCAAUUCAUCACCGAGGAGAUACUGGAUUCAGUAUGCGUCCUUUCCAAGGACCAAUAUGGCAAUUAUGUCACACAGCAUGUCUUGGAGAAAGGGACAUCCGAAGAAAGAGAGAGAAUCGUGAGGAAACUAUCAGGGCACAUCGUGCAGCUUAGUCUACACAAAUUUGCAUCAAAUGUUAUAGAGAAGUGUCUGGAGUAUGGUGGUCGGAUUGAGCGGGACCUCAUCAUCAAAGAGAUUGCAGGGCCUGACGAGAGCUAUGAUAGUCUAUUGAUGUUGAUGAAGGACCAGUAUGGAAACUAUGUGGUGCAGAAGAUAUUCGAGACGUGUACUGUUGAUCAGCGUGCGACAUUGUUUAACCGAGUGAGAAUGCACGCUUCUGCUCUGAAGAAAUACACAUAUGGGAAACAUAUUGUGACUCGUUUGGAACGGCCUUUUGGUGAAGAAAGCCAAGAAUCCAGGCGAUGA